Messenger RNA from Pleuronectes platessa (European plaice), 4274 nucleotides. It is a transcript of the gene ddx61, whose product is annotated as DEAD (Asp-Glu-Ala-Asp) box helicase 61. Gene Ontology annotation, molecular function: mRNA binding; RNA helicase activity; ATP binding. Gene Ontology annotation, cellular component: cytoplasmic stress granule; P-body. NCBI's taxonomy places the organism in Eukaryota, Metazoa, Chordata, Actinopteri, Pleuronectiformes, Pleuronectidae. The record is from RefSeq and is a predicted model, not a curated record. The transcript has 13 exons. The coding region runs from base 889 to 2352 and encodes 487 amino acids. Gene Ontology annotation, biological process: P-body assembly; cytoplasmic stress granule assembly.
CCCGCCCACAAAUCGAGCGCGGCCAUGUUGAAUUGUCGAUAUCCUGAAAGCAGAGACAAAAGACUGGAUUUCGCCAAACUACGAGUUGUUUGUGAAACUUAACCAAACCGCGGACACAUCGCUGAUCACCGACGCCGCCGAGGAGACCUCGGGUGACUGCGGCAAAGUGAAGCUAUCAUCGUUCUCCGACGGGGUAAUCUGGAUUUUCCUGUCGAUCGGCAAUUCUCACAAGACAUUGCAGAUUGCCACCUCCGCUGUUUCUGCACAAUUAAAGGAAACGAGGACAAGAAAAACCACAUCGGCCUCUCGAUGUUCAAGAAAAGAGUGCCUGGAGUGACUUUUUGAGCCAGUAUUAAGCUCCAGUGAACACUUGUGAAAACCUCUUGAUGUCAAAGGAGCCAAUCAUAUACGUUCGAGACGUGACAAACAAGGUCGUACUUUCAUAUUGACCUUUUGUGAAUGUAUAAACACAGCACUUGGACUUAAAAUGCCAAGACACACGAAUAACAAAUAAAGUUAAGCAUUUUCAUUACAGCAGGGAUAAGAGUACUCGGAGAAAGAAAAAAAAAACAUUUUGAAAGAAAAAUAGGGUUUAUGUUUUGGUCACGUAUUUGAUUUAUUUAUUCUUAUGAAUGUUAAUUUCUCCCUUUUUUGGAGAGUUGUCUUGUAAAUAGACAUAAUUCUUACGCAUACUUCUUUACAAGAGGUCUGAAUGUCAGAUUGUGUACACGGAACAUUCUUUUGAAUUGAGAAGAUACAAGAAAAACUUUUAAUUUUUUUCCAGCUUUUACUUUUUCCUCUUUUUUUUUUUUUACACACAGUGCAUUAAGCAACACACAGUGAAAUAGAGACAAAUAUUCAUUUUACACACUGAGGAAAAUCAAAACCAUGGCUACAGCAAGAACUGCAAACCCUGCAACGAUGAUGGGAUUGAACAAAGCAGCCAAUGGGCAAUUCAGAGGACAGACAAGGCCACCAGGACAACAAUCAGGACUGCUUGCAGCUGCCCAACAGUCCAGUGACCCGAUGAAAAGGACUGGCAUUCCUCAGAGCAGUGGGGGCAUCAAGUUUGGGGAUGACUGGAAGAGGUGCCUGGAGCUUCCCCCCAAAGACACCAGGAUGAGAACUUCGGAUGUGACAUCAACUAAGGGAAAUGAAUUUGAAGACUACUGCCUAAAGCGGGAACUGCUAAUGGGAAUCUUUGAGAUGGGAUGGGAGAAACCCUCCCCUAUCCAGGAGGAAAGCAUUCCCAUCGCCUUGUCAGGCAGAGAUAUUUUGGCUCGGGCCAAGAAUGGCACAGGAAAAAGCGGAGCCUACCUCAUCCCAAUGCUGGAGAGGAUAGACCUGAGGAAGGAUCACAUCCAGGCCAUGGUCAUGGUGCCAACAAGAGAGUUGGCCCUCCAGAUGAGCCAGAUCAGCAUUCAGCUAAGCAAGCACCUGGGAGGGGUCAAGGUCAUGGCUACCACGGGUGGCACCAACUUGAGGGAUGACAUCAUGCGUCUUGAGGAGACAGUGCACGUAGUGAUCGCUACACCAGGCAGGAUCCUAGACUUGAUAAAGAAAGGUGUGGCCGUCGUGGAUAAACUUCAAAUGAUGGUGAUGGACGAGGCAGAUAAGUUGCUGUCCCAGGACUUUGUUGUCCUGAUUGAAGAUAUUAUCAGCUUCUUGCCAAAGAGCCGUCAGAUCCUGCUUUACUCUGCCACUUUCCCGUGCAGUGUGCAAACAUUCAUGAACAAACACCUGCAGAAGCCUUACGAGAUCAACCUGAUGGAGGAGCUCACCCUGAAGGGCAUCACCCAGUACUAUGCCUAUGUGACAGAAAGACAAAAGGUCCACUGUCUCAACACGCUUUUCUCUAAGCUUCAGAUCAAUCAGUCGAUCAUCUUCUGUAACUCCGUCCAAAGGGUUGAGCUUCUGGCUAAGAAGAUCACCCAGCUGGGCUAUUCAUGCUUCUACAUUCAUGCAAAGAUGAUGCAGGAGUACAGGAACCGUGUGUUCCAUGACUUCAGGAAUGGACUGUGCAGAAACUUGGUCUGCACAGACCUUUUCACUCGGGGAAUUGACAUCCAGGCAGUAAACGUGGUCAUCAACUUUGACUUCCCCAAAAAUGCUGAAACCUACCUGCACCGCAUCGGCCGAUCAGGGCGUUUUGGUCACUUGGGUCUGGCCAUCAACCUCAUUACCAUAGAUGACCGAAACAACCUGAAAACAAUAGAGGAUCAACUAGUCACCGACAUCAAGCCCAUCCCCAGCUGCAUUGAUAAGAGCCUGUAUGUGGCAGAGUUUCACUCCAUUGACCCAGAUGAUGACGGUGAUGGGAAAGGCAAACACAAUGAACUGGGAGAAGCCUGAAUCCAAGGAGAAACGAGGCACCUGGCAUUCACAAGACCUAGGUGAAGGUUUUUAUUUCCCACUUUGCAAUCAAAAUGGUCAAGUCAAUAUUUCUUUUCGUUUCUAAUUUGAGUUCAUAGCUAACUCCAGUCCUGUCAGUGCACAUGCAGGUGAAUUGCUCUCUCCCCCCCUCCGAAAACUGCCACUUUAACUUUCUGCCACACUGCCAAAGACAGUCGCUGUACAGACACUCUUACAUACCCUUAUAAACACAUUUUCUUUCCCUUUUCUUUAAGACUGAAUAUGAAACCAAAGGUGAACUGAAAGUCUAGAACUCGGGCGGCAUCUCCUCUGUACAGUUUAACUACACGUUGCUAUGAUGUGCCUUUUGAGCAUAUGGUUUCAAGAAAGACUGCACUUAAAGCCAUUUUAUCAGAUCCACUGUACCACAGCAGACACAAUUCCAUUUUUGCAUCAUUUCGACCAGGUGCUGGAAACAUUCCUAAAAGAGACUACCUCAUGGUGACAUGAUGGCAUCACGCAGUUGCUGCAGAUUGGUCAGCUCAUCUUAAAGGUCCUCCUACACAGAAAGUUAGCUUUUUAGCCUGUAGAGGCCAUUGGAGAAGACCCAUCAGCAGGAUGUUGUCCUGUUGGAAGUAGCGAAUCAGAAGAUGGGUAGACUGUGGCCAUGAAGGGAUGCAAAUGUUGGCAAAUCACAGGAGAAUCGCACCAACAAUCAUUCCACAGUCGCCUGGAUUAAGUUUUUUUCCCAUUGUUAUGUUUGGUCUGAACCUCUAAAUAUUUUGAACAUGUCCACAUGCUUUUAUGCAUCGAGAUGCUGUCAUGUGAAAGUCUGAAAGGACACUUGUAUUAACUUAAUUUGAGUCUUGGGAAUGCAGCUGUAAAAUAAGACAGAUUAAUCACACAUCCUUGGUUUAACUGGGAUAACAUCCUUUAAAAGGGAACCAAAGAUGGAAGAAGAGAUUACAAUUACUUAAGUUUAAAUAUCAACAUCUUCAGACGCCAAAAUGACCACUUUGUUGCAAAGGAUGUUUCAAAGAGGGCAGCUGUGGUGCUCUUGCUUUUAUAUUCAGAUGUUUACUCCUGAAAUAUGGUAUUGAGAGAUAACUUUGUAAUGUCUGUGACAUUGUAGAGCAUUUUGUAAAAGCACAGACCUAUAGUGACAAUUAGUCAAUACUUAAUUGUAAAUAAUCUCCCGUUCUUUUCAAAGCCAUAGCACGUAAGCUUGUUUUUAGGACUUGAGGUUAUCAGUAAUAAACAUGACUGGAUGAUGCGCCUAAGCAAACAUUUUGAGUACGACCAACAUGCUCAGUCUUCUUUCUUUAUGUCCAUUCUCCCCUACAAAGUGCCUUGUCAAACUUCUACUCUGCCCCUUUUCUUGUCCCCGGCUUUUUAUUGUUGAUAAUACAGUUCCUUGCUAGUUUAUCACCUAUUAAAAGUAGGAUUUGAAAGGAUUUAUAGCAGAUAAGACCAACUAGAGCUGCUCUUGUCUGAAAAAUUACAACCUUUGACUUUGAUUUAUAGCAUCUCAUUUUCCAGCACCCUUGCAUGUUGCAUCUUUGGCUGGCCAUUGUAGUACCAAGCAUCAGCAGGGGAGGGGCUGACUCAUUUUCCAAAGCAUUGCAGUAGCUAUUGGCUUCAACUUUCUCUAUGUCUGGCAGUGCUCUUGAUAGAUUUUCCCUCAGUUAUUUAGCCAAUGUGCAGGCAACACUUGAGUCAAUACACGACAUGUGACAGAAAACACAAAUUGAGACAAUUCUUUUUUGGGAGUGCUUUCAAGAAUAUGACCAUUUUGUCCGAUCAGUGCAUUGUGGAGAAAUGAAUACUUUCAUUACCUGAUGACCAGAUGUUUUUUUAAGCAGCGACAUGACUUGAAUGUCAGUGCCAUCUCCUGAAAAGAAAUAAAGUCUGACUGACUGACA